Messenger RNA from Loa loa (African eye worm), 336 nucleotides. RefSeq lists its product as hypothetical. Lineage: Eukaryota; Metazoa; Nematoda; Chromadorea; Rhabditida; Onchocercidae. The coding region runs from base 1 to 336 and encodes 111 amino acids. The record is from RefSeq and is a predicted model, not a curated record. The transcript is spliced from 4 exons.
AUGCAACCCAUAUUCUGGCUAUUGAUGAUGUUAGCAUGCUUUAGCUUUGGAAAAUGCUUCAAAUGUUACAGUUGUGAUGGUCCUGAGGAUUGCGCUAAUCCACGAGAAGAAUUAUGCUCUCAAAACAAUGAAUGUUUCACCGUUGCUCAAAGUUACGACAUAAAACUGAAUGGUUUACGAAAAGGAUGUUCACCCACAUGCGAUCGGGUAAAUAUUAAAGGGAUGUUAUGCAGAACUUGUAAAUUCGAAUUAUGUAAUGGAAAAACAGGUUUAGGAAAAGCAUUCGAAAAACCUGCUGCUUUGCUACCUCGAAGAUCUUUCGGUAUAUUUCUUUAA